GAAAAAUGGAGGUUGAAAUUUCUCUGAGAUGUUUGUCUAUAAAUGAUGAGCCUCUAACUCGGAAAGAUCCCAUAUAUUGAUGCGGUGGGUGAAGACUUUGGACAUGACUACUGUCCAAAUCUCAAGCAAGUCAGUCGUCCACUAAUUUCCACAGUUCAUUCCAUUAUUCCACGUUGGAAGGAAUCUAUUGAUAACCCACCAAUAGCAAGAAGUGGCCGGUGAUGCAUAUAACUAGCAGCAAAAUAGCAUUCAUGGCAUAAGUCUUGUAAGUGGGGGGAAAAAAGAGUGAUUAUUAAUUACCAAGAUGAGUUGUUCUAAAGCAUGUUUACUCUUUGCUGCUGCAGUAGUAGUUCUUCAUCAGCUGUGCUUCUUUACUGCUACAACUACUACUGUCGUUGCCGCAUCUGGAAUCCUUCUCAGUAAUGACACAGAUCGCAUGGCAUUGUUGGAGUUCAAGUCCAUGAUUGUUAGUGACCCUUUGGGAGCUCUAACCUCAUGGAAUGAUUCCACCCACUUCUGUCAGUGGUAUGGUGUGUCCUGUACCGAAAGACAUGACAGAGUCACAAUCAUAGACCUGCGUUCUCAAAAGCUUACAGGCUCUAUCUCACCACACAUUGGCAAUCUCAGCUUCUUGAAGAAGCUGAUUCUUUACAACAACAGCUUCAGCAAGGGGAUUCCUCCUGAAAUCGGCCGCCUUCGCAGAUUGCAGCGUUUGUCGCUCUUCAACAACUCACUUGACGGCGAAAUCCCAUCAAACAUCUCAGGUUGCUCUGCGCUAACCCUCUUCCAUGUAAUGAAUAACAAACUGACCGGACAGCUGCCAUGGCAGAUGGGAUCCUUGAAAAAGCUCCAAAUUUUCUAUGGUGAUUACAACGAUCUAACGGGAAGAAUUCCUCCCUCAUUUAGCAACCUAUCAUCUCUCCAGAUCUUUGUAGCAGCAACCAACCGUUUGAGUGGGGAAGUUCCUGAUGCUCUCUGUCAAUUGAAGAAUCUUCAGGUUCUAGUUUUGCAGUUCAACAUGUUAUCUGGUGAAAUCCCUGAUUGCAUUUGCAACCUAUCUUCUCUCACAACACUAUACUUUGGAUACAAUCAACUCCAUGGCAUUCUUCCUAGAAACCUAGGAAUAUCACUCCUGAACCUUGUGGAACUAGAUGCAGGUUCUAACCAUUUUACCGGCAGAGUUCCAUCUUCCUUAUCCAAUGCCUCAAAUUUGGUAUUACUUCAACUACAAGACAACAAUUUCACCGGGAGCAUGCCUAGUAUGGGAAGCUCUCACAAUCUUGUUCACUUGACCAUCGACAGCAACUCUCUUGGAAGUGGGAAUGCUGAUGAUUUGAGCUUCCUCUCCUCUUUGACCAAUGGCAGCAGCUUGCAAGUCUUGAUCAUUCACCGCAAUAACUUUGGAGGCAGCUUAACAAACUUAAUUGGCAACUUCCCGACAAGCUUGGAGGAGCUAAGCCUAAGUGCAAACAAAUUCUCAGGAAGCAUUCCGAGUGGAAUACAGAACCUUGUCAAUUUGCAGAGGUUUUCGGCAUCUGAAAACGACCUAUCAGGUACAAUACCAUCCAAUAUUGGGAUCAUGAAAACUCUGCAGUGGUUAAAUCUGGAGAGCAACAACAUUUCAGGAUCUAUUCCAUCAUCUAUUGGAGCAUUGACUGAAUUGCUUAUAUUGACCUUGAGUAAUAACAGUCUACAGGGAGAGAUUCCUGCUGUUAUUGGGAAUUGUCAAAAACUGAUAGGUUUGGACCUUUCAUACAACAAUCUUAAUGGUGUCAUUCCCCCACAAGUUAUGAGUCUUUCAUCCUUGUCAAAGUUCAUGGAUUUAUCUUAUAAUAAUUUCAGUAGUGCCCUUCCGAUUGAAGUGGGGAGACUUAAAAACUUGGGUUUUUUGGAUCUCUCUCAUAAUAUGUUAUCAGGGGAAAUACCAAAUAGUGUUGGUAGUUGUAUGGUAAUGGAGACACUGAAGCUGCAAGGCAAUCUCUUUCAUGGAACCAUUCCUUCUUCUCUGAGUUCGCUGAGAGGGAUUCAACGAUUAGAUGUCUCAAGCAAUAACUUAUCAGGUCAGAUUCCAGAAUUCUUGGGGAGCAUGAAGAUGUUGCAGCUUUUGAAUUUGUCUUAUAACAACUUCGAAGGCCAAGUACCAGUAAGUGGAGUAUUCAAGAAUGCCAGCAUAAUUUCCACUGUGGGAAAUAGCAAACUCUGCGGUGGUGUGGUUGAACUUAAUCUUCCACCCUGUAACUUCAAACACCUAAAGAAGCAGACAUCGAGUCUGAGCCUUAGGAUGAAGAUUCUCAUAUCAGUAAUCUCCAGUUUACUUUUCUUGACCUGCAUGUGUUCUUGCUUGCUUAUCCUUUGGAUAAAAAAGAGAGGAAAGCAGGAUGCAAUUUCAGCUAACGACUCACAACUGCAAUUGUCUUACCACAACCUCUAUAAAGCUACUGAUGGUUUCUCCAUAUCAAAUUUGAUUGGCGUUGGUAGUUUCGGUUCUGUGUACAGAGGCGUCCUCGACAUGAAUAGGAUUGGAACCACCAUUGCUGUGAAGGUGUUCAAACUUCAACGUCAUGGAGCUAUCAAGAGUUUUAUGGCAGAAUGUACAGCCUUAAGGAACAUCAGACACAUAAAUCUUGUGAGGAUACUAACAGUGUGUUCGGGAGUUGAUUAUCAAGGGAAUGACUUCAAGGCUCUCAUUUAUGAGUUGUUGGCUAAUGGUAGCCUGGAAGAUUGGCUGCAUCCGGUGGAAAGUGGAGACGAGCCUCGAAGAAGAUUGAAUUUCCUCCAAAGGCUAAAUAUUGCUAUCGAUGUAGCUUAUGCAGUGGAUUAUCUUCACCACCAAUGUGGUACACCCAUGGUUCACUGUGAUCUCAAGCCUAGCAAUGUACUUCUAGACGAGGACAUGAGAGGCCAUGUUAGUGAUUUUGGGUUGGCAAGAUUACUUACAUCAAUUGCAAGUCCUUCUCCAACUACCCAGACAUCAAGCUCCAUUGGCAUAAAAGGAACGGUUGGCUAUGCUCCUCCUGAAUACGGUAUGGGAAAUGAAAACUCAAUACAAGGCGACGUAUACAGCUAUGGAGUGCUCUUGCUCGAGCUUUUCACUGGAAAGAGACCGACGGAUGAGACUUUCAACGAAGGCUGGAACAUUCAUGGAUUUGUCAGAAGUGCAUUGUCGGAUAAGUCGAUUGCAGAAGUUGUGGAUCCAAUUUUUCUCAAUGAAUUUCUUCUUGAUCAGACUACAACCCAUUGCAAUAACAUUAGAAGCAGCAAUAGCUCAGAGGAAACCAUCAACAUGAAGGGCCAAAUACUAAAGGAGGUUUUGAUCUCUAUUCUUGAAAUCGGUGUUGUUUGUUCUUCAGACGUACCACAUGAGAGAAUUAGUAUUAGUGACGUUGCUACUAGGCUCGUCACUGUACGAAAGCUUCUGAUUAGUGAAGCGAUAUGACGCUUUGCAGUACGAAUGCAUGCGAUGACAUGGGGCUUACAGUUUACCAAUCUACGCGUGAAGACUCGGAUCGAUAUGCUAUGGCUGCAUGCCCUAGUUAGUUCAUUUCCCAUUACCUAGUUUAGCGGAGCAGUAGUAUAUAUAAGCUAAGCAAGCAUUCGUAGCUAGCAUGCUUCGUGAUCUGAGUAUAACCACAAACUAUUAUCAGCUUUAGUUUCCUACGUGUUUUGCAUAAAGCAACUGCAGUGCGCCUGUGCUCUAAAAGAGUGAUUGUAGUACCAUAAUAAGAACAACAAAAGAGUGAUCAAUGAUCAUUAUUACCCAAGAUGAGUACUCGUUCGGGAUCUUGGUUGUAAUUUGCAGCUGUAGUAGUACUAGUACUACUUCACUUCGUUGCUGCUGCUAUUACUGCUGCCUUCUAUCCUUCUCCUCUAUAGAAGAUAAAGAGAACGCCACUCUUUGCCUUCUCCACUCGAACAACAGCUAUUACUGCUGCUAUUACUUCUUCACUUCUUUGUUGCUCUUACAUCAAUUCUCAAUUUUGGUGUUGUUUGUUCUUUAGAUUCCCCACACGACGUUGUAGCUAAGCUUAUCUCUCUAAGAAUGUGACUUUCUUAAUAAUUAUGCUUGGAGACA
This is a messenger RNA of Linum trigynum, 4072 nucleotides long. The record is from the annotation of a GenBank genome assembly. NCBI's taxonomy places the organism in Eukaryota, Viridiplantae, Streptophyta, Magnoliopsida, Malpighiales, Linaceae.